GUCUUCAAAACUUGAGAGCCCUGUUGGAUGAUUAGAUAAUUGCAUGAGUACAGAUAUUCCUUUUAAAGCGACCGGGAUCCUCUAUAGGGAUAAACAUGUUGUCUGAUUUGCUCUUUUCUCUUUCUCUUCUACACUCCGAUGCUAUAGAUGGAACACUGAAGAUGGAGAACUGAUGGUUGUGUAUUUUCACUGGACAUCAGACAAGUAGGAAAAUUGGAAUCACUGGUUUGGGGAACAAAUCUGACUCUGAUCUGUUCAUUCCUGAGGCAAGGAUUGUUCAGAAAGUAUAAAGUAUAUGGAUCCCAGGAACCCCAAAAAUACAAGGAUUGGUGCUGAGUCAAGCGGAAAAAAAGCAUCUGAGUUUUUAAUACAUGAAUCAAACUACUUGGGAUAGAUGAUGAUUAUUGUACAACUUUGCAUACUGUUUAAUAUAAAAAAAGGUGAUGUUGAGCAAACAAGCAAGAGCACACAUGCGUCGGAAUGAUACAGGGUUUCACCCCACUUGUCCGCUUUCUGCUCCUGCUCCUCCUCGUAGGAUUUGCAAUGGCUGGUCUAGGUCUGUGGUCCUCAGUACAUGUUGCUCUAAGCAAUGCCAGUGUUUUUGUCACUUACAAUGCAGACAACAACAUGACAGACAGUGAAUUGUCCAUGGAUCUGGUUGAUCUUGAUAAGAAUAUAACUGUGCUAACUAGACAUCUGCCAUUCAACCAGUCAGAGGGCUUUCUGGAGUUUGACUGCACAAACUUCCUACAUGCUGGGAACUUCAGCUUCAGAUUAGACCAAAUGGGCCACAAGGGUGCACUGAAAAGUACCUCCAGCUGGUGGAGCCCAGUACUACGCAGCCAGUGGCCCACAUUCCACUUUGGAGUGGAGCGUGUUAACAACUACAGCUCUGGUGCAUUUCAGGUUUCUGUGUCUACCAAUGUUGACUUCCAUGUGUGCCUGAACAGCAGCUCAUCCCUCUACCUAGAGGUCAGCUAUAUGGAGCAUAACCAGAUUGGUAAGAACAUAAUUGACAAGGUGCAGAAACGGACGACACACAACAUCCAGGUUGUGAAGUCCCAGCAUAUGGAACUAAAGUGUGCCUCCCUGUUGACUGAGGCUGGCUUCAUCCAAGUAGCUCUCAAGUCCCACUACACCAAACAGGACAUAAAAUCCUCAGGACCACUCUAUUUAUCUCGUAUUUACUCAUAUAAGCUUCUGGUUGACAACGUCUACAAAACUGGCUGUGAGGGCACAGUUUCUGUUCGCCUGCUCUCUCCACCCUGCACGGUCACUACAGGGAAAGUGUUGCUGUAUAAGGAGGCCAGUGCAGCUGCAGAGCAGCAAAAGCACUCUCAGCUUGCAUUUCACUUUCUCACCCAAGGGGAGAAUGAGACAGAAUUUAAUUGCUCCCAGUUUGAUCUUGGCCAGAAAAAGUACUGCUUUCAUUAUGAGCGCAUCUACAGUCAGUCCUCCAGUUUGGCACAUACAUGCAUCAUUGUGCAAAGAAAUGCUGUAGAGAUGUGGGGCCCGUGGCAGACAUGGAGUGGGUGCAGUGUGACCUGUGGAGAGGGUGUGCGAGAACGUGUGCGUGAGUGUUUGGUGCCCCCUGGCGGUGGGAUGCAGUGCAAUGGUAUGGUGAGAGAGCAGUCACUCUGCUCCCUGGAGGACUGUACUGACAUCCUGCCUCCUGUUUCUGCCCCACCUCCUCCAUCUGUGGACUCCUUUCUUGGAGGAAACUUAGUUGUGGUGACUGGUAUCUCUCUCUGUCUAGCUGUCAUCCUGAUCACUAUCGUCAUAACAGUGUGGAGAAAACUGUGCCAUGCCCCAAAGUUUUUCUCAGCAAAGCCUGAGACUAUGCAUUCACCUGGCGGACGCAAACACUCAGAUGAGGCUUCUAUUUGUGGACACAGCGUGCGGAGGCCUAGUUUCUCUGAGAGUAUGGGGGCAUCUGCAUUUCAGAAAGGCCAAACAUGUCCUGUGUCUAUUCGAGCAGCAUCAGACAAGGGGGUACUGGCCUGUCAGCAGAGUUUCCCCCUCCCCGUGACCUCACCUCAAAAUCCCGAGCGGCUAUCCCCAUCUGGCCAAAAGAUACUUCCGCCGGUUUUUGGGUAUCGUUUGGCACAGCAACAACUUAAGGAAAUGAAGAAGAAAGGACUUAAAGAGGCCACACAAGUCUAUCAUGUUUCCCAGAGUCCUGUUGAUGACAUCAUGGUGGAGGCCACAGCCUCAACAUCUGCUGGUCUUACACCAGUGCCUCAGGACCUGGAAAGUCAAGAAGAAGUCACUAUCAGACACAUUCGCAAAUCUCCUUUCACAGAGCCCACUUGGCAUCACAGAAACUCUGCCACUUUGCCUGACAGACUGAGCCCCAAGGUGGAUCUGAUAUUGACCACACCAAAAAGUUUUAGUGAUCGGGACCGACGACAAGAACGGACUGCAGACUGGGUGGCAAUGGUGGAACGAAACAGAUUCAGCUUUUCUAAUAACCCAAACUUCAGGAGGACAUCUAGCUUCAACGAGAGCAAUCUGCAGCAUUUACCUAAGCCACAGCCAUUUAGGGAGCGAAGCAUGACUCAGGUGGCCUCCCGCCAGAUUCCAGAGGGCAGCUGUAGAAUCAGAGCAUGGGAGCAUCCAAUACCUGAGCUGGAGGACUGGUCUCAGUCUAAAUAUAGGAUACCCGACAGCUCUAGUCACCAGAGGCAGAGACCUUUGGUAGAUAUACCUUCCUUCACAAAAUGCAAACCUGCAGUGGUUCAAUCAGGGACAGUACCAACAAAAAAUCGAGUAACUGACAGUCAUGGAGUGGGCUGGGUCCCAUCUUUUGGCAUAGAGCGGGUAGAAAGGGCAGAACAAAAUUGGAACAGGAGAGGUCCCUCUCCCAUCCAGAGGAACAUUUUGGCCAGGAAGUUGCGAGAAGCCAGUUCAUCAGCCAAUUACCAGAGAAAGAGAAGUUCUACCUUCUCCAGCUAUGAUCAGAGCAGGGGCCGAUGCCGUAGCCUCCCACUCUCUGCAGACUACAGCAGCUCCUCCUAUGGCCUGACUGAGGAUGAGCAGCAAAUGAUGGACAUUUCUGGAUAUCUGGGAGAAGAGGAUGGAACAGGAAUAACCAAAGACCUCAGACUCACUUGAUUAUGCCUGAGAAUGUUCAGAUUAGAAACUCCAAAGCAGAAUUCCCACAACUGAUUGUUUUUCCAGUUUAAGUGAUUUACCGUUUUGAAGCCUUUAUUUCUGAAUUACUUUUUGGGAAUUAAGAUUUAGAAUUAGAGUUUAUUCUUUUUGUCUUUAAAAUGUUUUUUUAUAUUCCUUGUAAAAUGAACAUCACAAAUUAUAUUAAAUUAUUUUAUUUGCACAGUGUAAGAAUUGUAUGUGUUCUGAAGAGAACACACCUAAUUAACCAGUUAAAUGUUACUGUAAAGCUGCCAAAAAAUCAAGUUGGAUAUUUUAACAGAUACUGUGUAAAACAAUAUUGAAUUAUCAAGUAAAUAAGUAUAGCUUUAGCAAAACCAACUAUACGAUAAUUGUAUAUUGCAGAAACUUGGUUUGUCUCUAAACCCAUUUAAAUAUAUAAGAAAUAUUUAAUCUAAGUAUAAAUGCUUUUAUUUUGAUUGUAAAUGAAAAAUAAGUAAUUUUCAUAUAUUUUCAAUUACAGACAUUUUAAAUAGUUACAGCGUAUUUGUUUUAGUGUAUCUGAAUUAAAAGAUUGUAAUGAUAAUCUGGCUGUAAUGUAAAGGAUAAUUCAGAGUAGUUUAAACUGUGGCAGUCUCUUUACACUGGACAAAAUGUCUCAGAGCAGGGAAGAAUUGCACUGUAUGCAUUGUAAAUAAAUUUCUUUCAUAUUUA
Messenger RNA from Tachysurus vachellii, 3825 nucleotides. Its product is annotated as thrombospondin type-1 domain-containing protein 1. The transcript has 7 exons. NCBI's taxonomy places the organism in Eukaryota, Metazoa, Chordata, Actinopteri, Siluriformes, Bagridae. The record is from RefSeq and is a predicted model, not a curated record. Gene Ontology annotation, cellular component: cell periphery. The coding region runs from base 481 to 3114 and encodes 877 amino acids.